Ricinus communis (castor bean) is the source of this 1956-nucleotide messenger RNA. RefSeq names its product histone deacetylase 19. Lineage: Eukaryota; Viridiplantae; Streptophyta; Magnoliopsida; Malpighiales; Euphorbiaceae. Bases 219 to 1736 code for a protein of 505 amino acids. The record is from RefSeq and is a predicted model, not a curated record. The transcript is spliced from 8 exons. Gene Ontology annotation, molecular function: histone deacetylase activity.
CAGAAAAGUUAAACACCAAUAUAAAUAUUUCCAUUAUUAAAGUAUAACACAUAUAUAACACAAGCAGCAAAUAGAAAAACCAGAGACACAAACGUAAAAGAAUCUUGAAGUCUGAAGGGGAGGGUCACUAUUUUUGAAGCUUUUGUUAUAUUUCAAGCAGUGUAAAGUUUGAUGCUUUGGUAGAAUACAGAUACUAAGAUUAGUAAGAUAAUUGAAAUAUGGAGACCGGAGGCAAUUCUUUACCCUCAGGUCCUGAUGGAGUGAAGAGGAAAGUUUGCUAUUUUUAUGACCCAGAGGUUGGAAAUUACUAUUAUGGACAGGGCCACCCCAUGAAACCCCACCGAAUUAGAAUGACUCAUGCUCUUCUUGCCCAUUACGGUUUGCUUCAGCAUAUGCAGGUCCUUAAGCCUUUUCCUGCUCGAGAUAGGGAUCUGUGCCGCUUCCAUGCUGAUGAUUAUGUUGCUUUCCUCCGUAGCAUUACCCCUGAAACCCAGCAGGACCAACUCCGGCAGCUCAAACGCUUUAAUGUUGGUGAAGAUUGCCCUGUCUUUGAUGGUCUUUACUCCUUUUGUCAGACUUACGCCGGGGGUUCUGUUGGCGGUGCUGUUAAGUUAAACCAUGGUCUUUGCGACAUUGCUAUCAAUUGGGCUGGUGGCCUCCAUCAUGCUAAGAAGUGUGAAGCUUCUGGCUUUUGCUAUGUCAAUGAUAUUGUCCUGGCUAUCUUGGAGCUUCUUAAACAGCAUGAGCGAGUUCUUUAUGUUGAUAUUGACAUUCACCAUGGUGAUGGCGUAGAAGAGGCGUUUUACACUACUGAUAGGGUAAUGACGGUUUCAUUUCAUAAAUUUGGAGAUUAUUUUCCAGGUACAGGGGAUAUACGUGAUAUUGGAUAUGGGAAAGGGAAAUACUACUCCCUUAAUGUUCCAUUAGAUGAUGGAAUUGAUGAUGAGAGUUAUCAUUUCCUAUUUAAACCAAUUAUUGGAAAAGUAAUGGAAGUAUUUAAGCCCGGUGCUGUGGUUCUUCAAUGCGGUGCUGACUCAUUAUCCGGGGAUAGAUUAGGAUGCUUCAAUCUGUCAAUCAAGGGUCACGCAGAGUGUGUCAAAUUUAUGAGAUCUUUCAAUGUGCCAUUAUUGUUAUUGGGUGGUGGUGGUUAUACCAUUCGCAAUGUUGCUCGCUGCUGGUGCUAUGAGACAGGAGUUGCACUUGGAAUGGAUGUUGAUGACAAGAUGCCACAACAUGAGUAUUAUGAAUACUUUGGUCCAGACUAUACGCUCCACGUCGCUCCUAGUAACAUGGAAAAUAAGAAUUCACAUCCGUUACUUGAUGAAAUACGGUCCAAGCUUCUUGAUUAUCUUUCAAAGCUUCAGCAUGCACCCAGUAUCCAAUUCCAAGAAAGACCCCCGAACACUGAUAUUCCAGAGGCAGAUGAAGAUCAGGAUGAUGGGGAUGAGAGAUGGGACCCCGAUUCUGACAUGGAUGUUGAUGAUGAGCGCAAGCCAUUACCAAGCAGAGUGAAGAGAGAAAUCCUCGAGGCCGAGCCAAAAGAUCUGUGGUUCUGGUAUCUUCAGGAGAGUCAAAAAGGAAUUGCUGACCAUGCUCGAGGCUUUGAGACAACAGCAGACGAGUCCGCAAGUGCAAAGGCUUUAGAUAUCGGUGCGAUGCAAAUUGAUGAACCAAGUGUGAAAGUUGAACAGGAUAACAUGAACAAGACAACUGAUCAAGUGUUUUCCAAGUCAUGAUCCAAAAGUCCAUGUUCAUAAUUGCGUCUGAUCUGCUAAUUAAUGUGUAUGUAGACAUUAUUUAGCUGCUGAUGGAUGAGACUUGAACGCCUGACGAGCAAUACCAGAAUAGUACAAAGGAAAUAGUUCUGUUCUGAAAAUGCAGAUUGUUUAAACAAGUUGUAUGCACAUUUUUGGACGCUUGGAAUGAAGCUAAAAGUAUUGAAUUUUAAGUACCUUA